AUGUCUUGUUGUAUUCAAUCUCACCCAUAUGGCCCCGGUGUAGAGCUUGAUGAAAACGCAGAUAUCAAAGUCCCACAAAUCGAUCAAACCGCUCACCGCGAAUCUUUGACCUUGAACGUCUCUUCCACUCAACCUUUCUUCAUCGACUCAAACAUUGAUCCUGCCCUUUUGGGAGGACCUGGUGUAGCUUCAUUCUUAGGCUACGCUCCAUCUGAACCCUUACAAAUCGGCGAGGGACCAUGUACUUCCGGAAGCUCCAAAGGCAAAUCCACUUUGGUCCACCAAACCCAAAAGGAACCUUGA
Melampsora larici-populina 98AG31 is the source of this 303-nucleotide messenger RNA. RefSeq lists its product as uncharacterized. The transcript has 3 exons. The record is from RefSeq and is a predicted model, not a curated record. Lineage: Eukaryota; Fungi; Basidiomycota; Pucciniomycetes; Pucciniales; Melampsoraceae. Bases 1 to 303 code for a protein of 100 amino acids.